AAUAAAAAUUCAAGACCUGAAUCUGAAAGCUUUUCUUAUCUUUACUCGAUUAUUUCAUAACCGCGGACGUACAUCAUGCUCCCUGUAAGAACUCCUUUGAUGACUCUCUGAACUAGAUAAGAUUCUUGUUUUCCACACAGCUCAUAUAUGCAGUCUUAUUUUCUAAAUGCCCAACUAUGAUAUGCGAUUUAAAAUGUUUUCGAGUGUUUUCUUCAUCCUGCUCUUCUUCUCAAACUCAGAUCUUGGCAUUAAUCUUACAUUUGUCUCUGGCCAAUGUCUUCAAGACCAGAAACAAUUGCUGCUGCAGUUAAAAAACAAUCUCACAUAUGAUUCUUCAUUAUCAACUAAGCUGGUGCAGUGGAAUGAGUCUAUUGAUGACUGCUGUGGGUGGCCUGGGGUGAAAUGCGACACCAGGGGUCGUGUUUCCAGUCUUGAUCUCAGUGGCGAGUCAAUCACUGACGGAAUUAAUGAUGCUGGAAGCAGUCUUUUCAGGCUUGUGUUUCUUGAGAACCUGAGUUUAGCUCAAAACAGCAUCGGUGCUAUUGAUUUGCCGUUCGGGUUUGGAGAGCUGACAGAGUUGCGUUAUCUGAACCUGAGUAAUUCUGGGUUUUCUGGUCAAAUUCCAUUGGAUUUCUCAAAUUUAACGAGGCUAAGAGAACUUUACCUUGAUGGGGUGAAUAUUUCUGCAAAAGGGUCUGAAUGGUGCAAUGCUAUAUCAUCUUCUCUGCCCAAUCUAAGAGUUUUGAGCUUGUCCAAUGCUUAUCUUACAGGCCCUAUCGAUUCUUCGCUGGUAAAACUUCGAUCCCUCUCAGUUAUACGUCUUGAUGGCAACAAUUUCUCUUCUCAAAUCCCGGAAUUCUUUGCAGAUUUUCCUAGUUUGAGGAUUUUAACAAUAAGCUCCUGUAACUUAUUUGGAGUGGCACCUGCUAAACUAUUCCAAGUCAAGAGUCUGGAGACGCUUGACCUAAGUGGAAAUGGGGAUCUUGAAGGUUCUUUGCCUGAAUUUCCGUUGAAUAGUUCUCUUCAGCAUCUGUUGCUUAGUAACACAAAGUUCUCAGGCAACGUGUCAGAGUCUAUAGACAGUCUUAGAAUGUUGUCAAAUAUUGAUCUUGGCGGUUGCAGUUUUUCUGGGCCAAUUCCUAGUUCAAUCAAGAACCUUACUCAACUUGUCAGUUUGCACUUCUCUGCAAAUCAUUUUGUUGGUUCUAUUCCAUCAUUUGCUUUCUUGAAGAAUCUUACAGAGAUAGACCUUAGUGGAAACCGUUUAACAGGUCAAAUUCCUGACUCCCUCUGGGAAGGCCUUGAGAAACUAGAAUUUCUUGACUUGAGCGGGAAUACACUAGAGGGCGAACUUCCAGCAUCUCUAUUUGUUCUGCCAUCCAUUAAAGUCUUGCAUCUCAACAACAACAGCUUUUCUGGUGUAAUCAGGGACUCAUUCAAUAGUUCUUCUUCUCCACUAGAAGUCCUUGAGUUGAAUGUCAACAAUUUAGAAGGUCCAAUACCUCGGAUUUUGUUUGAACUCCGAAAUCUUUUGAGUCUCUCUCUGUCUGCAAACAAGUUUAAUGGAUCCGUGCAGCUGACUGAUUUUCGAAAGCUGACAAAUCUUGUCUAUCUUGAUCUUUCCUACAACUACCUGUCUGUACAGGUCAGCGAAACAGCAGCCAUUCCUUCAUUGUUUCCCCGGUUAGGAACUCUAAUGUUGGCAUCUUGCAACCUGCAGAAAUUGCCCCUACUGAGGAAUCUAUCGUCAUUAAUGGUUCUAGAUCUGUCAGACAAUCAACUACAUGGUGAAAUUCCUAAUUGGAUAUGGGAAGUUGGCGAUGGAGUCCUCCGCAUCCUCAAUCUUUCUCAUAAUCAAUUCAGUCAUCUUCAAGAACCUUAUGCUUUUCGCAACCAUCAUUACCUCGAUCUACAUUCCAACAUGCUUCCUGGGGAAAUCCCAGUUCCACCACGAACUGCUGUCUUUGUAGACAUGUCAAGCAACAACUUUUCAUCUCCUCUCCCUGCCAACAUCGGUUAUUCACUUACAUCUUCCUUUUUCUUCUCAUUAGCAAAUAAUAAGAUCCUCGGGACAAUCCCACCUUCGUUGUGUAACGCAACCCGCCUCCGAAUACUAGACCUGUCAAAUAACAGGUUGCAUGGGAAAAUACCCUCCUGUUUAUUUGAAAACACUCUUGGCGUGUUGAACUUAAGAAGAAACAAUGUCAUUGGAGAUAUACCUGAUACAUUUCCUGUCGGCUGUGGUUUGGAGACUCUGGAUCUCAGUUGGAAUACUUUACAAGGAAAAGUUCCUAAAUCUUUGACAAGAUGCACAGAGAUGGGGGUCUUAAACCUGGGCAACAAUGACUUGAACGACAAUUUCCCCUGCUGGCUCAAGAACUUGACUGGACUUCGUGUUCUUGUGUUAAGUAACAAUAAGUUUCAUGGAAAUAUUAGCUGCCUGGGGGACAGUAUUACCUGGCCGAAUCUUCAAAUUGUCAACAUUGCUUCUAAUGCGUUCAACGGUGUUUUGCCUGAGAAUCUGUUCAGAGACCUGAAAGCUUUAUCAGUUGAUCAAGAUGGGCUUGAUCACUUGAACUUUCUCUUCCUAACAGCAAGCCAUAUUUACUAUCAGGAUUCUGUGACACUUACCCUCAAGGGACUGGAUGUUGAGCUGGAAAAAAUCCUAAACAUCUUUACCGCAGUCGACUUCUCCAACAACCAUUUCUCAGGCAUAAUUCCUGAAACAAUAGGAGAGCUGAAAUCCCUCUAUGUUCUCAACUUGUCACACAAUGCUCUCUCCGGUCACAUCCCGGGAUCAAUAGGCAAUCUGGAGGACCUCGAAUCGUUAGACCUCUCGUUCAACAAUCUGGAAGGCGAAAUUCCGCAGCAGCUAGCAAGCCUUACAUUCCUCUCAUUCUUGAACUUGUCAUACAACAACUUAGUUGGAAGGAUUCCACAAGGCAGCCAAAUACAGACGUUUGCCACGAGUUCGUUUCUUGGAAAUGAGGGGCUCUGUGGAUUUCCCUUGAACAGAACUUGCACGGAUCAUUCUGGCUCACCAGCGUUUCAACAUCCAACAUCAGAAGAAGAGGAGCAGAAAGCUUUGGACAAUGGGAUAUACAUAAGUGCUGCAUUGGGAUUUUUUGUGGGUCUAGGAGUCAUCUUCUGGCCACUUGUCUUUUCUAAAAGAUGGAGGAGGUGUUAUUACAAUUUUGUCGAUAAAGCUGUCAUGCUGGUUCUGCGGCCGCACCACCAUCAACUGGAAGACUGGUGAGAGAAUCUUGUGAACAACGAGAGAAUUGUAUCAGCUGGACGUUGAUUGGUGUUGAAUGAUACCUGUGCCGUUAAUAACUGGUGUAAAUCAUUCAAAACCGUGUAAUUACCGAAUCUAGUGAUUAAAAAAGAUUAAGAGGGGAUGAUCAGUUUACGGAAAAUGAAUCCUUAAUUUACUUCACUUGCUUGAGUUUUGGCCUAAGGUUCCAUCUUUUUA
Molecule: messenger RNA, 3472 nt
Organism: Sesamum indicum (sesame)
Lineage: Eukaryota; Viridiplantae; Streptophyta; Magnoliopsida; Lamiales; Pedaliaceae
Product: receptor-like protein 49
Molecular function (GO): protein binding
Source: RefSeq, a predicted model, not a curated record